UGAGGUUUCAGGUCACUUCCUGGUUCAGUGUGAAGUCGCUUCCUCCUUGUGGGUCACUUUGGACCAAAGUGUCCUAGAGGAGAGCUUCUCAACCCCGGGGAUAAUCAAGGAUUAUCAGCGUCCUGAUAGACUUGAAACGACAGCGGUGACCCACAUAACUGACAAGAGAAGCCCGGUCGACGGAAGCAGACGCACACACGCAGACACACACGCAGACACACACACGCAGACACACACACGCAGACACACGCAGACACAGCCAACAGUGCAGCAGCUCCCUGACAGGAACAGGCGGAGAGGAGCGGCAGCAGCCGUAGGACCCCCCAGGACCCCCCCGGACCCCCGGACAUGGCGGACCCCCGCCUCACCUCGCCCUCCCAGACCCCCCUGCGCUCCCCCGGCUCCCGGCUCUCGCUCUCCUUCCCCUUCCUGCGGGAGGGCAGCCGGGUGUGGGAGGAGGGGGGGGAGAGACCCCGCACGCUGCCCAGCCCGCUGCCCACCAAGCGCACACGCACCUACUCCGCCACCGUUCGGGCCCAGUCCGGUCCGGUCUUUAAGGGCGUGUGUAAGAACUUCUGCAGGUCACAAGGUCACGGGUUCCUGAAGCCCUCCCACGGUGGGGAGGACAUCUUUGUUCACAUCUCAGACAUCGAGGGGGAGUACGUCCCGGUGGAGGGCGACGAGGUCACCUACAAGGUGAGCCGCGUGCCGCCCAAGAACCUGAAGGUGCAGGCGGUGGAGGUGAAGAUCAUCCACCUGAACCCGGGCACCAAGCACGAGACCUGGUCCGGGCAGAUCCUCAGCUCCUAG
Messenger RNA from Gadus chalcogrammus (walleye pollock), 810 nucleotides. RefSeq names its product cold shock domain containing C2, RNA binding b (gene csdc2b). Gene Ontology annotation, biological process: regulation of mRNA stability. Gene Ontology annotation, molecular function: mRNA 3'-UTR binding. The record is from RefSeq and is a predicted model, not a curated record. Bases 349 to 810 code for a protein of 153 amino acids. Gene Ontology annotation, cellular component: cytoplasm. NCBI's taxonomy places the organism in Eukaryota, Metazoa, Chordata, Actinopteri, Gadiformes, Gadidae. The transcript is spliced from 4 exons.